Molecule: messenger RNA, 1137 nt
Organism: Recurvomyces mirabilis
Lineage: Eukaryota; Fungi; Ascomycota; Dothideomycetes; Mycosphaerellales; Teratosphaeriaceae
Exons: 2
Coding region: 1-1137 (378 amino acids)
Source: RefSeq, a predicted model, not a curated record
AUGGCAGGACCCAUACGACAGCCCAUUGAUAUCCCAAGCUUGGAAAGGUACAUCGACAAGAAUGUGCCGGAGAUCAAGACGCCAUUGGAUAUCAAGCAGUUUGGCUAUGGCCAGUCAAAUCCAACAUACCUCCUGACAUCUCGAUCUUCCAAUGCCAAAUACGUCCUACGCAAGAAGCCGCCAGGAAAGCUAUUGUCCAAGACAGCACAUCAAGUCGACCGCGAAUACAAGAUCAUCCAUGCUCUCGAGAACACAAAAGUCCCGGUACCAAAGGCAUUAUGUCUCUGCCAGGACGACAGCGUGAUCGGGACGGACUUCUACAUCAUGUCUUUCCUGCAAGGCCGCAUAUUUGAGGACCCAGCAUUACCAGAUGUGAGCGAGGGUGACAGAAAGAAGAUGUGGAAGAGUGCCGUACAAACGCUUGGGAAGUUCCACAGCGUUAGACCAAAAGACGUAAAGCUGGAAGGCUUCGGCCGACCUUCAAACUUCUACAACAGACAACUGAAGACCUUCGCCACGAUCUCCGAAGCUCAAGCAAAAGCCGUAGACGUUGAUACAAAGAUCCCCGUAGGCAAGAUCCCGCACUACGACGACAUGGUCGCUUUCUUCGGCCAAGCAGACACCCAGCCCAAGGACCGCAGUACCUUCGUCCACGGCGAUUACAAGAUCGACAACAUGGUCUUCCACCCCAAAGAGCCCUACGUAAUCGGUAUCCUCGACUGGGAAAUGGCCACAAUCGGCCACCCACUCUCCGACGUAACCAACCUCCUCAUGCCCUUCACGACCGCCUCCUCCGAAAGCCUCCGAAGCGUCGGUCGAGCAAAUACCGCUUUCAUCCCCGGCGCCACGCCCGGCCUGCCGACAAAGCAGGAAUGUAUCUCGUGGUACGAGGACGCCGUCGGCUGGAAAGUCACGAGUACGGAGAUGACGUGGGCGGACGCCUUUGGGAUUUAUAGGGGGAGUGUGAUUAUGCAGGGGAUUGCGGCGAGGUAUGCGCAGCGGCAGGCUAGUAGCGAGAAGGCGGGGGAUUAUGCCGUGCAGAUGAGGCCUUUUGCUGAGCAAGGGUGGGAAUUUGUCAAGGAGUUUAUGCGGAAAUUGGAGGCGGGUGAGGGGAGGAGGGAGCAGGCGAGGUUGUGA